AGCAUUACCCGAAUGGAAACGUAAUGGACGUUCAGCAGACAGAUUUUAGGCUUCGCGAAUUUUGUUUAUAUCCUCGAUAAUCGGCUUAGGAAACUUUUGUAAUCACUUUUAAAAGCAAUAUUAUUGCACAAGGAUGUAGUGCGCGCAUUAAAUAUUAUUAGAAAUCGUGUGUUAAAUGUAUUUUUUUGUGUCUUUAUACAGCACCAUUCUGUAGUUGAGCAAAUUGAUUGAGUGGAAACCAAGCAUAAUUUUUCCGUAGUUUUAUUGUUUUCAAAUCAAAUAUUUGUUGUUAUAUUAAGUUUAAAUGAACUAUUAAUUGUAUAGUAUUUGUUAUUGUGUAAGUUUUAUUUCGUUUUAAGUGUAUCAUAACGUUAAUCAGUUGAAGAUAGAAAAUGGUAUAUUGAGUCUCAAACAUAAAAUGGCGCUCUGCGAAAGUCAAUUGGACUCUGCCUUGCCGCAACUGAAGCGAGAGGAAUCACUGUCUAGUGAGAACAGCCAGGCCGAGUCUCCGGAGAAAAAGCCGAAGCUGGAACACAACGGCGCCAUCUACGGCUUGGAUAAAGUGCCUGCCGGUAUCCCCCUAACUGUGGACUACCGCGAUCCAGUAUGUCACUUCGUGCCGCCGGCCGUCGAGUUUGCGGCUAGACAGAGCCCCGUUGUCAGCACUUCUGACACAAGCGAAGCAGCCACGCCUGUGAAGAGGAAACGUGGACGGCCGAAGAUAGACAAGAGUAGCCCGGAGUACCUGGCCAAUCUCGCUGCCAGAAAACAGGCCAGAGAUAUGGCUGCCGUUAUGAACCGCACUCCUACAAGCGAUUCCGGGGAGAAACGAAAGCGCGGACGGCCUAGAGUCGACAAGACUAGCCCCGAGUAUUUGGAGAGGAAGCGACUCCGAGAGCAAGAAGCCCUUGAAAGGAAAGCGAAAAGAGAGUACAAGCGACGCGGCGCAGGCGAUUCGGCCGCCUCUUCGUCUGCCGGGGACACGCCGAGAGUCAAACGUAAAUAUACCAAAAGGAAUCCGAACGCUAAGAAGAAUGACUCUACACCAUCGACAGACCGCGUCAAAGGGAAGCGGGGCAGGCCGCGUAAAGUGGACCAGACCAACAGGCAGAUGGAGCAAGCGAAAAUACGCGUGAGAAGCAACCUGAUGCCGAUCAACACGGAACCGAUCACAGUGGACAGCGAUGAGGAGCCCGACCUUGGUUCCCCGAGCCAAGCUUCAGACUCGCUCAGUCUCGACGAAAAUUUGCGUGCGUUGAGACACAUACACGAGAAAUACGCAAACAUUGACAAAGAUGAUCUAUACCAAACACAUCUGCUGGCUGCAAGUUUCAAGAAACCGCCGGUGGAUCAGAGAUACAGGGAUGAUGACGAGGUCCUCUCAGUGAGGAGUUCGGAAGGUAACGCGUCUGUGAAGGAGGCUGACGCACGUAUAGAGAAAUUAGAGGAUAGUUCCAACUCUGACUCGGACAGCAGCAGUUCUGGGUCUGGGUCAUCGAGUUCCGGUUCCAAUUCAUCGUCGAGUUCGGACAGUUCAAGUUCGUCGGACAGUUCCGAUUCGGAAUCGGACAGCGAGAGAGGCAAGACUGAAGCGGCGCCGAGGGUGAACAGCCCACCGCCUGUCAAUAACACAUCACAAGAAGACGAGAGAUCCUACGGCGAAUGGUCGUACAGCGGCAACCAAUCGGAUUCGGACCCCGAUUCGGACCCGGAGCGGACCCUGGACAUACCCCCCCCGCAGGACGACAUCAGCGAGUCGGACAACGAGUCCCCUGACAAGAGGUUCCAAUGUCGCGUCUGCAGAAAGUGGUACUCCACCAAGGUUACCCUCAAAAUCCACCAGCGCGUCCACCAAAACAGAGGGAGCGGCAACUCCCGAUCGCGGGCGAGAUCUUCUGAUCGAUAUGAAUGUGAUUGCUGUAACGAGACCUUCAACCGCAGAGACAAGCUUUGGGACCACAAGGAGAAAGAACACCGCGGCUCUAUGACGGUGCGCUGUGACGUCUGCCGCAAGUGUUUCGAGGACGACGCGGAGUUGGCGGCGCACGAUCGGUCCCACACGGCCGACGAGAGAGCUGGGCGGUGCUCGGAGUGCGGCGCGCAGUUCGCGCGCUACGAGCAGCUGCGGCGGCACCGCGCGUGCGCGCACGGCGCGGCGGCGGGCGGCGCGGGCGCGCUGCCGCACGCGUGCGCGCAGUGCGGCAAGCGGUUCUCGCACGCGCACAGCCUCUCCAGGCAUCUGCAGAACCACGCCAAGCAGCUGUACAGAUGCGUAGUGUGCAAGGCGUCGUUCGCGCGAGCUGAUCAAUUAGCGCAGCACUUGAACAGUCAUCUCGCCAACUACAAGAGACUCCAGCCGUAAACUCUGGUUAUGAUGAAGAUAAAAAUAUAGUAAAAGCAGAGUAAGGGACCGCAACGGGAGUGUGCAAGAGUUUACACGGAUACACAAUGAUUAUAUUAUUAUAUUAUAUUAAUAUAGAGUUUUAUUUAA
This is a messenger RNA of Amyelois transitella, 2491 nucleotides long. Its product is annotated as zinc finger protein 37. The transcript is spliced from 19 exons. Bases 419 to 2362 code for a protein of 647 amino acids. Gene Ontology annotation, cellular component: nucleus. The record is from RefSeq and is a predicted model, not a curated record. Gene Ontology annotation, biological process: regulation of transcription by RNA polymerase II. Gene Ontology annotation, molecular function: DNA-binding transcription activator activity, RNA polymerase II-specific; RNA polymerase II cis-regulatory region sequence-specific DNA binding. NCBI's taxonomy places the organism in Eukaryota, Metazoa, Arthropoda, Insecta, Lepidoptera, Pyralidae.